Messenger RNA from Fibroporia radiculosa, 2250 nucleotides. RefSeq lists its product as uncharacterized. The record is from RefSeq and is a predicted model, not a curated record. NCBI's taxonomy places the organism in Eukaryota, Fungi, Basidiomycota, Agaricomycetes, Polyporales, Fibroporiaceae. The coding region runs from base 1 to 2250 and encodes 749 amino acids. The transcript is spliced from 10 exons. Gene Ontology annotation, molecular function: zinc ion binding.
AUGAAUGAUAGCGUGAUUGAAAUCACUUCUUCGCCGGACGUCUCUUUCAAAUCUGCCGUUCGCGCCGCUCCUCGAUGCAGGAGGAGUAAGACCCGCACACGUCGUGCCCAAGUCGACGACGCAGAUAUCGAGCUUACUGACUCCGACAACAAUGUCGUUGAUUACGUCCGCGAUUACGGCUCAAGACGCCAACCAAACACCCCUGAAGGGAUACCAGCGGCGGGCCCGUCCGGGGCUGGCCCUGCAAAGCCUGCACCUCUUUUCUACCCGGACACUGACAACGAGGAGACGCGGGCGCCCGAUGCAGGGCUCUCCAGAAUGCAGAACGAUGCUUCAUUCCUAGGUCCAGGAGCUGUAGUUAUUCUUGAACAAGACGCGUUCGUCCCUGUUGCCGCCUCUGAACCUGGCUCAUUACUCGAAGAUGUGCCACAAGUCGACCCAUUGGACGCCUACGUCUCACAGGUGCUUGAAAUUGUGCCGGACGUGCUCCCAGAGCACGUUCGUGAGCUGAUCGAGCGCCAUUUGCCCGCCCAUCAGCAACAGGUUGUCGAGACGGUGUUGCAUAUUCUCUUUGAAGACCCUACUUAUCCAAAGGUCGACCUCAGGAAUAAGGGCAAGCGAAAAAGAGAGGUGGAGCAGGAUGAUGCGGAAAAGAACGCGAAACUGAAGGUGGACUAUGCGUGCACUGAUCGGAUUCGCGAGGGAGGCCCGUCGUACGACCGGCAUGCAUUGGGACAAUUGUACCUAGAUUUUCCGCAAAUACCUGUCCAGCACGUACGAGGACAGUUUGCACUGCACAAAUCGUUUUACGCCCCAACAUUCCUUUUUCUGUCCAGAGAAAUGAAGCUACAAAACCUGCCUUAUAAACGCAAAGCUGUUGCUACGCGACGCGGAGGCAAAGGCAAGGCAGCGGCACACCGUGAUCCGGAGGUGGAGAAGGAGAUUGAAUGGGUGAAGAUGAAAUUGCUGGAUGAUGGAGGGUUGAGUGGCCAAGCAUCGGAGCAAGUGGAGGCAGAAGACGAGGAGGAUGGCAUCGAGUGCGGAUGCUGUUUCUCCACAUAUGGUUUUAGCAAAAUGAUUCAAUGCCCAGAAGCCCAUUUAUUCUGCCCGGAAUGCAUGACGUCCUACGCCUCGAACCUCCUUGGUUCGCACGACGCGAAUAUUGUAUGCAUGGAUCAGUCAGGAUGCAAGCUCCCGUUUCCCGAGUCUGAGCUACGCAGGUUCCUCUCACCGAAGUUGCUCGGGCUAUAUGACCGUGUGAAACAGCGGAAGGAGAUUGAAGCUGCGGGCAUAGACAAUCUAGAAGAGUGCCCGUUCUGUGAGUACAAGUGCGUGAUCGAGAACGAACACGAGAAGCUGUUCAGGUGCGAGAAUCAAGAGUGCUUAGCGAUAACGUGUCGGCAGUGCAAGAAGCCGGAUCAUUUGCCUAGAAGCUGUCAAGAGGUUGAGAAUGACAAGAAACUCGAUAUUCAGCAUGCCGUAGAAGAGGCCAUGACCCGUGCACUAAUGCGAAAUUGUCCGAAGUGUCAGAAGGCGUUUAUCAAGGAAAUGGGUUGUAACAAGAUGACCUGUCCCAACUGUCGUACAACGUCUUGUUAUGUAUGUCGCGAGAUCAUUACUGGUUAUGAGCACUUCAACAACCCGCCACCAUACUCAGGACAUCCUGAUCCAAAGAAAUGUACAUUAUGGGAUUCGGUAGACCAAAGGCAUAGUGACGAGGUUACAGCGGCCGCCAAGAAGGCCAUUGAGGAUUUCAAAAAGGCGCACCCCGAACUCGCUGACGACGACAUUAAGGUCGACCUUCCUCCUCCACCGCCCGUCGCAGGCCCCUCGAACCUAUACGCCGUCCCGGGGGUGCCCCCUGCUCCGCAGGUGCACAUUAAUGUGCCCCCGCAUAUUCAACAGAUGGCGCAUCGUUUGCGCGAGGCGCGUGCUGCAUUCCAGAUGUUCGAAGUUGGUCACCAGCCUCGAGUUGGCCGCCUUCAUAAUCCCCAGCCCCGCGCGGGCUUUCCUCCUCAUCCUCCCCCCGCUAUGUUUCAGCAGGCGCUGCUGCAAAGACCGGUUCAGCUCCCGUUCGUCCCGCCUCCGCCUCCCGCUUUCCAUGCACCGCGCGCCCGCGCGCCCCGACCUCCUGCUCCAGCUCUAAUCCUCGCGCCCGCGCUUGCACCCGUGCCCGCCGCGGUGCGUGCACCGCGCGCCCGGCAACCUCGAGCCGUUAAAGUUGCUCAGGCUUCGCGCCGGCGACGCUAG